AGUAGAAUUUCAGCUUCAAAAUGUUUAAGUUGUUUGCUUUCGUUUUGAUUAUUUUUGCUUCACAAGGAAAUGCAACUGAAGAAAAUGCAUCACUAGUUUCUCAAUGCAUCAUAAAACCUUAUACCGUAGACUGUCCAGCAGUUCCUGCUUGUGGUAAAAACCUUGUUCUUGCUAAACACGUUAAAGACGGGAAAGAAGUUUGUUGUUGUAAAAAUGAAGGAGAUGUCAUACCAUGUGGACCAGAAACAGCUUGUAGACGACAGUGGACUGCCUGGAGACCCGAACCAUAUUGUAAAUGUGAGUUUUACAAUGACAUCGUGGAAGGAUGCCCACGUGGCUUCAAGUGGGAUCUUUGGGAUAGUAGAUGUAUUGCUGAUUGUCCAUCUGGAAAUGCAACUGAAGAAAAUGCAUCACUAGUUUCUCAGUGCAUCAUAAAACCUUAUACCGUGUCAUGGGUAGACUGUCCAGCAGUUCCUGCUUGUGGUAAAAACCUUGUUCUUGCCAAACACGUUAAAGACGGGAAGGAAGUUUGUUGUUGUGAAAGUAAGAAGCUUCUUAGAAAACGUUUUUAUAGUAAUUCUCAUUUUGAUAUUAUGAAGGAGAUGUCAUACCGUGUGGACCAGAAACAGCUUGUAGUCGACAGUGGACUGCCUGGAGACCCGAACCAUAUUGCAGAUGUGAGUUUUACAAUGACAUCGUGGAAGGAUGCCCACGUGGCUUUAAGUGGGAUCUUUUUGAUAAUUUUUCGUUAUCAUCAUAAAGAUGAUGAAGGUGAUCAAUGUAGAGACAUCUUGAAACUAUUUAAGGCAGCUCUCAUGACAUCCUUAAGAGAAGAAGAUAAUUUAUUGUAG
Messenger RNA from Clunio marinus, 851 nucleotides. The record is from the annotation of a GenBank genome assembly. Lineage: Eukaryota; Metazoa; Arthropoda; Insecta; Diptera; Chironomidae.